This is a messenger RNA of Knipowitschia caucasica, 507 nucleotides long. The record is from the annotation of a GenBank genome assembly. NCBI's taxonomy places the organism in Eukaryota, Metazoa, Chordata, Actinopteri, Gobiiformes, Gobiidae.
AUGUUCCGCCGUUGGUGUGGAGCCGACGGAGAAGAGAUGGGCUUUGUUGACCUCAGAGUUGAGGAUCAGACAAACAUAGACUCUGACCCGGGCACGGUCGGUCAGACGAAGUAUUCAACCGCUGUGACUCUAAACGGAGUGAAAAUGUGUGCGCUGGGAAAGAAAAACUCGGUGGUGUUUUGGCUCAUUCUGAGUUUGGCGCUGGUUCGACUCGGCGACUCUCUGCAGUGUUACUCGUGUCCGACUGGUUCGUCUCAAAAGUGUGAAGUGAAAGAAGAAUGCUCCGACGGCCUGGACAGCUGCCUCAAACUCAAACACAGAGAUCAAACCUUCUCGUCUUGUGUGAACUACGCUCUGUGUAACUUUGACGCCCUCUCGGUGAACUACCCUCUGCCUCAGUUCGACUUCUCGUGUUGUCAGUCCGACCUUUGCAACGGCCGCAGCCUCAUGGAGAAAAUGAAAGAUCUGUUUCUUGAUUCAUGGAGACAAAAAGAUGCACACACGUGA